AUGCCUCGAAGCGCCCUACUUAAAGUGAUUAUCUUGGGCGACAGUGGUGUCGGGAAGACGUCGCUGAUGAACCAAUAUGUGAACAAGAGGUUUAGUACGCAGUAUAAGGCCACUAUCGGGGCGGAUUUCUUGACAAAGGAGGUCGACACUGAAGAGCGACCGGUUACGAUGCAGCAACAACCGACUCACACGACGUCCUCGCUGGCCCUCUCUCUAACUCUGCACUUCGCCACCUCUAUCGCAGGUCAAGAACGCUUCCAAUCACUCGGUGUCGCAUUCUACCGCGGUGCAGACUGCUGCGUCCUCGUCUUCGACGUCAACUCGGCCAAAUCAUUCCAAGCGCUAGAGAGCUGGAGGGACGAAUUCUUGAUUCAAGCCAGUCCUCAUGACCCGGAGAACUUCCCCUUCGUGGUAUUGGGCAAUAAGGUCACCCAGAAACGAGCGCUAGCGUGGUGUCAAGCCAAGGGGAACAUUCCUUACUUCGAGACGUCGGCAAAGGAAGCGAUCAAUGUCGAACAAGCAUUCCAGACUGUCGCUGUGAAGGCGCUGGAGCAAGAGUCGGAAGAGCAACUAUUCAGCGAUUACCCUGAUUCAUUCCCCUUGGACGCUCACGAGGCGGACAACACUGGCUGCAACUGCUGA
Messenger RNA from Coprinopsis cinerea okayama7#130, 642 nucleotides. RefSeq names its product GTP-binding protein ypt7. The transcript is spliced from 8 exons. The coding region runs from base 1 to 642 and encodes 213 amino acids. Lineage: Eukaryota; Fungi; Basidiomycota; Agaricomycetes; Agaricales; Psathyrellaceae. Gene Ontology annotation, cellular component: vacuole; fungal-type vacuole membrane; late endosome. Gene Ontology annotation, biological process: regulation of vacuole fusion, non-autophagic. The record is from RefSeq and is a predicted model, not a curated record. Gene Ontology annotation, molecular function: GTP binding; GTPase activity.